AUGAACAAGCGACAAAAUGCUGGACGAGUAGACCUCCAAGCUAUUCCACCUCUUGCAAGUAGCACAAUUAUGGGCGGAGGUAAAAAGCAGGCUCGCGGGGUUUCACCACACCAAGUUGUAGACGAUGACCAGCAAACCAAGCGUGGGAAGACGCAUAUUCCUUUCUGCAUGCUUGUGCUUGUCUUUGGUCUGGGAACCUGCGUAGUCCUGCUCAUCGUCGUCAUCAAUUGCAUGUACCGGAAGCACGGGGAGAAUUUAGAAAAGGAGAAAUUCGUGUGGUCCGUGUAUCCUUUGGAAAAAUUGUUAUCCUGUUUGGGAGUCACACUAUCUAACUACGCAUGUGUAAGUAUGACCACUGACUGCCAGUGUUGUACUAGUUUUGGCUGAGGACGACUAUGAUGCAUCUUAAUAAAAAAAAAUCAUGAGUACGUCUAUGCUGAGGAUAGAGAAGAGACUCAAGACAAGGAAGAUUCUGUUGCUUCCACUGAAAUUAUACCAUCUCUGUAUACGGAACGAAAUGCGCCAACAGUUCCACUGCAAAACAAGCUGUGCGUUAUGCGACGUGACAACUCAAAUAUAAUUUUUCCUUAGCAUACCCGUGCCCAGAAGAAUGACUACGACCCGCAGAAGCGACUCGACUUGUACGGAGAUUCUAACCAGCUUCUGCCUGCUGGGCGACAAAUGCUGUCCUACGACGCGGUGUUCUCGCACGACGAAAGGAUGAUCAGCAAAGAAGGUAACAUUUUUACCUUUAAUGAUAAUGGCGCUUCACCAAGUUCGUCCACCGCUCACAACGUCUGAUGCCGCUUGGCAAGGUUGUAGCCACGCGCCACAGAUCUUUUUUUGUUUUUCGAGGCGUCCACACAGAGGAAGACCGUGAGUUGCUGUGCUCAUUGCCAUUGUAAUUUCCUUUUCAGAAACAUAGCAGCCGAACUAUUCAUUCCUAAGAAAUGGGAAUGUCACGAAUUUUUAGAUUUUCUUCCAAAAUCUUUCCGUUUCCCCACCCCAAAAACCGAAGAACUGGAAUUCCAGAAGCAUUACCCCGCAAUGUACUCGAACAUUCGAAUUUGACAUCGUCCACCUGGCAGUGGCAUUCGCGCUUCAGUUGCCUGCAACAUG
Messenger RNA from Amoebophrya sp. A120, 1119 nucleotides. NCBI's taxonomy places the organism in Eukaryota, Dinophyceae, Syndiniales, Amoebophryaceae. The record is from the annotation of a GenBank genome assembly.